UUUGAUUUUUGAAUCAUUUGGAACCGUUUUUCCUAGAAAGAAAUGGACAGUGCCGAGGAACAGUCGGAGAUGGAGUACGAUGAUUAUGAAGAGACGGAAUACCUCCGGGAUCCGGUUGACAUUGAUUAUGAUCCGUUUGCAGACGAACGCGUCGAUGCCGAAUCGACUGAGGACGACUCCGUCGAAGACGGAAAUGGAAGUAAGGAUGAUCAAGGAGAGGAAGUUCAAGUAGAAGGGGAACCAAGCACGGAGAUUACGGCCGCGAUGGAAACAGCAGUUCAGCCAGAAGAGAACGAGUUGAGCCAGCACCUGGCAUCCCAAGUUACGGACAGACGGGAUUCUGACCACGAAUGAAUGCUUCAUUGUGAUUUUAUCACUUUUAUAUUCGAAAUAAACUUUUUUUAGUCGU
Molecule: messenger RNA, 409 nt
Organism: Culex quinquefasciatus (southern house mosquito)
Lineage: Eukaryota; Metazoa; Arthropoda; Insecta; Diptera; Culicidae
Exons: 2
Coding region: 43-354 (103 amino acids)
Source: RefSeq, a predicted model, not a curated record